CCGUCGCGGAGGCCCGCGUUCCUCAGCACUCCCGGCUCCGGGCGCCCCCACAGCCUGCUCCCGGCCCCUCGGAAGCCCCGGCGCCGGCCCGGGCCCUCGGCGGGAGGAUGACGGAGCUGCAGUCGGCGCUGCUACUGCGGAGACAGCUGGCAGAACUCAACAAAAAUCCUGUGGAAGGCUUUUCAGCAGGUUUGAUAGAUGACAAUGAUCUUUACCGGUGGGAAGUCCUCAUCAUUGGUCCUCCUGACACACUUUACGAAGGUGGUGUUUUUAAGGCUCAUCUCACUUUCCCAAAAGAUUAUCCCCUCCGGCCUCCUAAAAUGAAAUUCAUUACAGAGAUCUGGCACCCAAAUGUUGAUAAAAAUGGUGAUGUAUGCAUUUCCAUUCUUCAUGAGCCUGGGGAAGACAAAUAUGGUUAUGAAAAGCCAGAGGAACGCUGGCUCCCAAUUCACACUGUGGAAACCAUCAUGAUUAGUGUCAUUUCGAUGCUGGCAGACCCUAACGGAGACUCACCUGCUAAUGUUGAUGCUGCGAAGGAAUGGAGGGAAGACAGAAAUGGAGAAUUCAAAAGGAAAGUUGCCCGCUGUGUAAGAAAAAGCCAAGAGACUGCUUUUGAGUGACAUUUGUUCAACAGCUGUAACUUCAUUAUUUCAGGGUCUCCAACUGAGAAACAUGGCACUGUUUUUCCUGCACUCUACCCACCUAUUGCUGGACUUCUGUUGUAACAAGUUGGCGGACACUGGCUGGAGCUGGGCUGCAAUAGAACACGCCAGUACCAGUGCUGACAAGAGCCUAACAAGUGCCAACUUACAGAGGAUUACGCAUUUUGAAUUCUAAUGAACUGUUUUAACCUUCAGGAAGAAUUGUAAAGACCUGUACAUAGCACAACAUGAUCCGGAUAAUAUAUAUACAUGUACAUCCACAAAUACACCUUGUACCAAAUAAUGCUUUCUUGUAGUAGAAUAAGAAUCGUGUAAAUUCUAAAAGAUUUUAGCAGGUUUUCUUUCCCUAUUCAUUGUUUCUUAUCAGUUUAAAAAGACUCCUUAAAGCAUGUCAGAUGAAAAACAAUUAGGAUUAAAAGUUUCCAUUUAAUUUCCUUUAAACCAUUGAGGCUUCAUUAAACUCUUUUCACUUACUAAACUUUUGUAUCUUCUUGUUUUGACAUACCCCCCUUUGCUUUUCUCUCUUCCCUCUGCCAGAAAGUUUUCAAAUCAUUUAGUUCAAAUACUGAAAUACUUACUAAGCAACUACUUGAUUUUUAGUGAUGACUUCAGAGGAGUGGUCAUCACUAGGUGCUGGUCCUUUUGUACUCUGGUUGCACCGUCUCUUGGAUCGGGUGUAGCAAUACCACAUUUUGGCUGUUGAGAGCUCUUGGACUCACUCAUUAUCCCUGAGAACUAAAACGAGUUGGUUCAGAAUUCAACGUGCUGAAAUUCGUCCCGGACAGUACAAAAUUCUGGUCUGGUUUUGUUGUGCCCCCCGCUGGGUGUUCAGGGUGGAUGGACUAGAGUGUGCAGCUGCAGGCUUUCUGCUUCACCUGUGGGUUUGCUCUUACAGACGCUGUGACCCCCGCCCAGCCCCUCUCCAAGGCCCCUUGUGUUUCUCUGCCUCUAUUCUUCGAUACUGCAGAUUUUUCUCAUGUAUUGUACAAAGAAAUUGCGAUGUAUAUUUUCAUGUAAUUUGAUUUUGGAAUUCUGUCACCUUAUGUAGUGAGUUCUUCCAAAAUAUAAUUUGUUUUCCAAUAAUUGUCAAGUUGUUGGCUUUUAUUGUAUUGAAUGAAGGUUAUGAUACUGAAUGCCAGAGAAGUGCAGUUUAGAAAAAUCUCAGGUUGAUUCCUUAUGCAAACAGACUUAAUACUUGAAAAUCCCAUGGCCAUGGCAGUGUGUGCAUCGGGCUCCACCUAGGUUCUUCUGUGGCUCAGAGCACUGCAGGGUGUGAAUGCUUUGCUGUUUGACACAUAGAUUCUGUCGCUGACAUAGUGUGCUUGGAUUUCAUUACUGUUUGAGCAGAAGUAUAUACUUCAUGUCAUGUUUUAUAAAGUAGCUUCAGGAAAUGAUGAGGCGAGUGUGCAGCGUGAGCGGCAGGCCCAGGUUCCCCUGUGUUGGGUGUGAGGUUGGGUUUGGGAAGUACUCUUUGGCCUGGAAAGGACAGGACGUGAGACGGUACUAGAGGGGACAUGAUUCCGUGCAAAUUGGUGCGUCUCUGCUCCGUGGGGCUUGGAGCGAUGCUUGGGCAGAGUGGAGGGGUCCCUGCGAGUGGCCUGUCCUCUGUGGACCUGCAUGUCCUUCUGGAGCAGAAGUAAGAUGGUUGCGGAUGUAGACACAGCAGAGUGAUUUUUUUCUAAGUCCCUGUCUGUUCUUCACUUUGAGGCAUAAAAACCCAUAAAUGUGUUAAUGAUUGAAUGUGAAAAUGGUUUGUUUUGACUCAUUGCAGCAGAUUUUCCUCCAGAACUUCAUUUGUGACUUUUUUUUCCCUCCAAAGACUGUAAAACGUGUUGCCCCAAAGUGCUGGUACUGCACACCCGCCUGGGAUUUGAACGCAGUCCCUCUUACUCUUACAUCAGAAGCUUUGCGUGGUUGCCGGUGGCAGAAGGGAGUCUGCAUUUCGCUCUCCUCUUGCUGUGAUUCUGUUAGUGAUCUGUCGAGUUAAAACCCGGGGCUUGACUUUUCAGGGGGUAGCAAGUGACCGACUAACUCAGGGACAACUCUUACUGAACUCCAAGUGCCACCGUAACACAGGUACCUUGGCGUAACCGUGUGUGUUUUGGGGCUAGACAAAGGGGUUGAAGGGAGAGCCAGGAACGCGCGCCCCUCCCUUCACACCCCUUCCUGCCUGGCGCCCUGGCAUGCUGCACGUGGACACACAGGCCUCGGGAGGUGGUGUGACUUGCCCUCCUCCCCCAGGGGCGUCACCUGUGCCUUUCCCCGUGUUCAUCUGACAGUGCAAACCUCACGCCUCCACGUUCGAUCGUGACCCACUCUCAGGUGACACCAAUUAGGUGGCCUUGGUGCCACUAGCGCCUCAUCACUAGUGUGAGGCGAGUCCUCUCCGCUUUAGGAGAAGGCAUCUUCUCCCCAGCUCUGUGCCCAACUGUCAACAUCCACACCGUCCCCAGGGUUUUGGAGCUGUUGGCGGUUUCCCAAAUUGACUCCCGAGUUCCUGUAAAGGCUUAGAGAUUUCAGUCUGUGCUCAUCACGGGAUGGAUGAUCUCCGUGGCUUUUCUGGCCUCAUUUCUGUGAGUUUAAAAUCCACGUGAGAUUGGUUCCCUUGUCAUUACGGGGCGGUCUCUCCGUGAGGCUGUUCCAUUCGUUCUCUGACCACUUGGCUGUCCUGGUAACAUUAAUGGCCUUCAUUCUCGGUCGUGAAAUUUUAUUCUGUGUGCUCACCCUCCACAGAUCUGCACAUUUUGGGCUGUGGUACCUGUUAUCUAUUUUUGCCCGUCUGGUCUCCAGUUGGUGAAAUUACCUUCCCUGUACCUGCCACUUCUCAGCAUCUUUGAAAUUUGACAUAAUGUUGCUUCAUUCCAGCUUUUUUUCCCCUUUCCUUUUUUUUUUUUUUUUUUAGUUCUGUAACUUGUUGAUUGUAUUUAACUAUGUGAGUUCUGUUGUGAUGUUUGCUGUAUUGUAAAGCACCUCCAACAUGUUGCGGGGGGGUGCUCUGUAAAUCAAUAAAUGAUGACUUAGAGGCUGUA
Messenger RNA from Canis lupus familiaris (dog), 3691 nucleotides. RefSeq names its product ubiquitin conjugating enzyme E2 G1 (gene UBE2G1). The transcript has 6 exons. The record is from RefSeq and is a predicted model, not a curated record. Gene Ontology annotation, biological process: protein polyubiquitination; proteasome-mediated ubiquitin-dependent protein catabolic process. Bases 108 to 620 code for a protein of 170 amino acids. Gene Ontology annotation, molecular function: ubiquitin conjugating enzyme activity. Lineage: Eukaryota; Metazoa; Chordata; Mammalia; Carnivora; Canidae.